AUGUGGUCUCUCCCUCGUGCUCUGGUCGAUCUGGCUCAGCAGCAGCUCCUAACACGCUUGUCAGCUACCAAUGGCAAUCAAAGCGACCCUGCAGAAGAACGCGUACCCUGCUGGUUUUCUGCCUGUUUGGCUCUUUGGAAUGACUCGGGAAUGGGCGCCUGCGAGUCUCAGUAUCGCCUGUGCCGCACUGGCGUGGUCGGCCUGGAGGAAGGUCGCGGACGCGAUGCGGAUCUGGGGGCCGCGUCCAUGGAUGCUGCGAAUGAUCCUGGUGGGGAGGGGAAGGAGGGAGCCAAGCUCCGGCGUUGGGGGACGACAGCGCAGCAAAACAAGCAGGUUGGCGGAGGCCCAGCUGGUCGCGUGGUGCGGGCUCUCUGCCCUCCAGGGCGACCGGAUCGCGACGGCAGGCCAGCGCUAGCCCGCCGCCGAUCGCAGCCGGACAAAGUAUAUAAUAUUAGCAGGGACAGCGCAGGCAAUCAAGCGCCCAUUCUCCCCGCAGGUUCGAUCUUCCCCGGACUGCUCAGCCCGCUAAGUGCCUGGUCGCCUGUCCAGAAUCCCUCUUUGGCUGUCGGGGAGGGGAAACGACGCUUCUCACCCUCCGCCAGGCAGCUCCAGCGCCUGGUCUCGGCAGCACAUGCGAGCUUGCACAGCCUGCCGCUCGGCAAGUCUUUGCUUCAGCCCUCUCCAGUUUCCAAUUCCAAUUCGACUCCUGCCACCGACGCAGGUCCGCCUCUUCACAAGCGCCCUCUCUCCACACGAGCCUACCCUCCAUCCGCGGUCCCGUUCCAUCAGCCGAGGCAGGCGUCCUCUGUCUGGAGUAUUGUAUUCCUUGCUUGUCUCGUUAGCGGCGCCGCAGCGGUGCAGGUUAUAUACAGCUCGAAGGCCAGCAAGGCGUCGAAUGCUGAACGGCAAUCCGAACCUCCAAAGGACUGGUCGCAGGAUUAUCUCGGAGAAAUUGAUACCCUGAAGAUGUCGUCGGAUGCGAUUCCGCCCGGCCAUGUCGGAAAUCUCACCGAGGAGCAGGAGGCCAAGCUCCGUGAGAUGUGGGUUGUGCUCUUGAAGCUCUUCGGCGUCAAAUUCGAAGAAGGAUCGGAAGUCGCCGGGGAUAAUGAAUCCGUCAAGAAUGAGAACGCUACGCAAGACAAGAAGAAGUCAAGGCGAAGCUUUUUCGGUCUGAGGAGCAGCGACAGCGGGAAAUCAGUAAACGGCACGACGUCGAAUCUGUCCAGUCUGCAAAUAUCGGACGGAGACGACAAAUAUGGACAGACGAAAGAGUUCCAGCAGGCACUCGCCGCCAAGACGCCAGAGGAACUACGGGAGACGUUCUGGAGUAUGGUCAAGCAGGACGAUCCGGAUGCGCUCCUUCUGAGGUUUCUGCGGGCCAGGAAGUGGGAUGUCAACAAAGCCGUGGUUAUGCUCAUCUCCACUAUCCGGUGGAGGGCCGACGAAAUGCACGUCGACGACGACAUUAUGUUCGGCGGUGAGGCCGCUGCGUUGGAGCAGUCGAAGAGUUCGGAUCCUUCGGUCAGGAGACUUGGCGAAGACUUCCUGGCCCAGUUCCGGAUGGGAAAGAGUUUCAUUCAUGGUGUCGACAAAUUGGGCCGACCGAUGUGUCUGAUUAGGGUGCGACUGCAUAAGAUCGGCGCCCAGAGCGAGAAGAGUAUAGAGAGAUAUACCGUUCAUAUGAUUGAAACCGCCAGGGCAAUGCUUCCUCGCCCCGUGGAGACAGCAUUCAUCAUCAAAUGCUUUGAGGCUAACUAUCCGGAAUCACUGGGCGCGGUGCUUAUCCACCAAGCACCAUGGAUCUUCUCAGGCUGGCUUGAUCCCGUGGUAGCAGCCAAGGUUCAUUUCACCAACUCGGUCGAAGACCUGGAGCAGUUCAUUCCUCGUGACCGCAUUUUGAAAGAACUGGGAGGUGACGACGACUACGAGUACCAAUACGUCGAGCCUCAGCCCAACGAGAACGACGCAAUGAAAGACACGGCGAAGCGUGACCAAGUCAUUGCAAAGGCCAAGCAAUACUACAAGGAACUCCAAGACGCCACACAAUCCUGGGUCGUGGCCGCAUCGAAGGGAGACAAGGAGGAGGUCGAUUCAUUGAAAGCCAAGCGAGCGGAGCUUAUUGAGAAGACGGGCAAGACAUACUGGGAGAUGGACCCCUAUAUCCGGGCCCGCUCGUUUUAUGACCGCACCGGAGUCCUCAAGGGUGACGGAAGUGUAGUCUUCUAUCCCGAGAGGGAGGAGAAGAAGAACAAGAAGGAGGAAGUGAUCGUCGAAAGCGAGCACCCAGCGGAAGAAAAGAAGGAGAAUGGCCUCAACGGCAACAACGAGGGCGAGGCAGAGAAGAAGGCCGAAGUCAGCGUUGAAUCGAAACCGGAAGAAAAAACAAACGGCAACGCUGCUGUUACGGCCAGUUAA
Messenger RNA from Rasamsonia emersonii CBS 393.64, 2415 nucleotides. Its product is annotated as CRAL/TRIO domain protein. Bases 1 to 2415 code for a protein of 804 amino acids. The record is from RefSeq and is a predicted model, not a curated record. Lineage: Eukaryota; Fungi; Ascomycota; Eurotiomycetes; Eurotiales; Trichocomaceae. The transcript has 6 exons.